This is a messenger RNA of Solenopsis invicta (red fire ant), 1701 nucleotides long. Its product is annotated as alpha-amylase. Gene Ontology annotation, molecular function: cation binding; alpha-amylase activity. The coding region runs from base 31 to 1506 and encodes 491 amino acids. Gene Ontology annotation, biological process: carbohydrate metabolic process. The transcript is spliced from 5 exons. The record is from RefSeq and is a predicted model, not a curated record. Lineage: Eukaryota; Metazoa; Arthropoda; Insecta; Hymenoptera; Formicidae.
CCGCGAGACUAGUACUUUGCAUCAGUGAUCAUGAUGCGAGCUCUAGUGUGUGUGUUAGCAAUCCUAUCGGUGGUAGCCGCUCAAAAAGAGCUGUACUAUGCACCCGGUCAUGAUGGAAUGGUGCAUCUUUUUGAAUGGAAAUGGCCGGACAUUGCGGAUGAAUGUGAAAGAUUCCUCGGUCCCAUGGGAUUCGGUAGCGUGCAAGUUUCUCCGGUCCAAGAAAAUCUAAUGAUAGGCAACAGACCAUGGUGGGAACGCUACCAGCCUAUAUCCUAUAUCUGGCAUACGAGGUCGGGCACGCCAGACGAAUUCAAGAAGAUGGUUCGCAGGUGUAAUGACGCCGGCGUGAGGAUUAUCGUCGACGUGGUGUUCAACCACAUGUCCGGCAAUUGGGAUAACGCAAAGGGUACCGGCGGUUCGACAGCGGAUACUCAUAACUUCAAUUAUCCGGCGGUGCCAUAUUCCCGCUCCGAUUUCCAUAAUCCUUGCGCUAUCACUAAUUAUAAGGACGCAGCAAAUGUGCGGAAUUGCGAGUUGUCCGGUCUGCACGAUCUCGAUCAGGGAAACGAAUAUGUUAAGGAGAAGAUCGUUAAUUUUUUGAAUCAAUUAAUCGAGGCUGGAGUCGCUGGUUUUCGAGUAGAUGCAGCUAAACAUAUGUGGCCGAGUGACCUAAAAGUGAUAUACUCUCGGUUGAAAAAUCUCAAUACUGAUCAUCAUUUUCCUUCAAACGCGCGGCCUUUCAUAACUCAAGAAGUGAUCGAUUACGGUGGCGAAGCGGUCAGUAAAUAUGAAUACAACUCUUUUGGCACGGUGACGGAAUUCCGAUUCGGUAUGGAGAUCAGCAACGCCUUCAAGGGAAACAAUCUCCUAAAAUGGUUUACCAAUUGGGGAGAAGCUUGGGGUCUAUUACCAUCCAAAGAUGCUUUGGUCUUUAUUGACAAUCAUGAUACUCAGCGUGGCAAUCCCAACAUACUCACCCACAAAUCACCGAAACUUUACAAGAUGGCCGUUGCUUUUAUGCUGGCGCAUCCUUAUGGAAUCCCGCGCAUCAUGAGUUCCUUCUACUUUGAUAGCUUCGACGCCACUCCGCCUCAGGACUCCAACGGUAAUCUCCGGUCUCCGAUUAUCAAUUCUGACAAUACCUGCGGCAACGGCUGGGUCUGCGAGCAUCGAUGGCGUCAGAUCUACAACAUGGUGGGCUUCCGAAACGCCGCAAAUCAUACCGGCAUCAACAACUGGUGGGACAAUGGCCAGAAUCAAAUUGCCUUCUGUCGUGGAGAUGCGGCAUUCAUUGCGAUUAAUGCUGAUCGUUACGACAUGAAACAGACUCUUGUCACUUGUCUGCCGCCUGGCACUUAUUGCGACGUUAUCUCUGGAAAUUUGGAGAAUAACAAGUGCACUGGUAAGGUCGUAACUGUGGGUCAAGAUAAAAAGGCGUACAUAGAAAUCGUUUCAAACCAGGACGAUGGAGUACUCGCCAUUCAUCAAGGGGCAAAGUUGAACUAAAGGAUCGAGUUAAAAAUUGCUUAUUAUGAGCAUACGAAUAAUGUGAAAUGUGCUGUAUAAAAUAUGUAUAAAUUUUAAUGGAAUUUAAUUUCAUUUGGAUAAAUUAUUAAGUAAACUAUUUAAAAUCUAAAUUAAUUAUAUACUUUUACGAAUAAAAUUUAAACGUUUACAGUUCAAUACAAUGGAAUAUCAGUA